AUGGGUAAUUGUCAUUCAAAUAAAAAGGCGUCUAACUUAUAUAGAGAUGAUGAUGAUUCAAAUUUACCUUCUGGAACUAUUACUCCUCGAUUCUUUAAUAUGAGUCGAUCUAUUCAAAGUAUUAACGAAACUUCAAAAAAUUCUUUUGAUACUGAUAUUUCGGAAGAGAAAAGACUUCAAUCGUUACAUGAUUAUAUGUCAAAUUUAUGGCAAUCUAAAUUCUUUUCUCCAAUACACCAAAAAUUGGUUAGCGGUGCCGUUAAAGUUCUUGAUGUUGGUUGUGGAACUGGCGCUUGGAUCAUCGACAUGGCGAACAAAUAUCCUCACACAAAAUUCAUAGGUCUAGACGUGUCUCCAACAUUUUCCAAUUCACCCCUCCCUUACAAUGUUGAAUUUAUACAAGCUGACCUACUUAAGGGACUUCCAUUCGAUGAUAAUACGUUCGACUUUGUAUAUAUGAGUAACUUGGUUAGAUAUUUAUCGACAAAACAGUGGGAGGAUAUUGUAAUCAAAGAAUUAGUCAGAGUUUCAAAACCCUACGCAUUCAUAGAAGUAAUGGAAGGUGAUUUAACUUUACAUAACAAAGGCCCUGUCACUACUAAAUUACAUGAAGCUUUUCUCGCUUCUAUGCAUGCUAAAGGAAUUAGCCCAUUGAUCGAAACUAUCAUCACUAGAAUUUUUCAAACAAAUCCAUACUUGGCAAAUUUUAACGUAGAAACAAAAGUGGGCUACCUGAAUGCGUGGGAUGGUUUACAGAACUUAGAAAAUGGGUUAAAGGUAUUUAAAAUGUCAAAAAAAUCAAAUCUAGAAUUCAUGUCUUCUACGCCAUCAGAAUACGAUGCUAUGCUUGAAAAUUAUGUAAAAGAAAUAGAAGAAUAUAAUACGUAUUGUAAAUUUUAUCGAUUUUAUGCUCAAAAAAUUGAAUUACCACCAUCUCCAGUUUCACUUAAAUCAUCAAACUAUAUAAAUUAUUCUUCUUCUUCAACUUAUAAAAGUUUAAAUCAAAAUUCUCAAUUCUUACUAAGAAGCAAUUCAAAUUCAACUACGGUCAAUUCUUUAAAUAAUUUAGGCAACUUUAAAAAUAAUUCCUCUAAUAAUUUAAGUAGUUUUAAAGAUAAUUCCUUAAAAAAAAUUCCUUCUCAUCGAAAUUUAACAUGA
Dentiscutata erythropus is the source of this 1158-nucleotide messenger RNA. NCBI's taxonomy places the organism in Eukaryota, Fungi, Glomeromycota, Glomeromycetes, Diversisporales, Gigasporaceae. The record is from the annotation of a GenBank genome assembly.